GCCUCGCCUCUUCUUGCCCCGGGCCCCUUCCGGCCCCGCUCCAACCCCAACCUCGUGGCCAGCGUAGCGCAAGUAGCGGACUAGCGGUAGUAGUCGGCAUGCUAGAGGAAGGUUUGAAGGAAUGAAAACUAGAGCCAAAGGAUGAGGACUGAGGAGGAGGAGGUGGAUGCCUGGACAGGAUAAGGAAGUGACAACAGAGGGAGCAGACCGUGAUGCUACGGCGCGCGGCAAGCAAUGCUUAUUCGUGGUGGUGGGCUAGCCACAUCCGCAGCACACAAUCCAAAUGGCUCGACAACAAUCUUCAAGAGAUGGAAACGAGGGUGAAGUCCAUGAUCAAACUCAUAGAAAUAAAUGCUGACACUUUCGCAAAAAGGGCAGAGUUAUACUUCAAGAACAGGCCUGAGCUAGUAAACCUAGUCGAGGAGACAUAUAGAUCUUACCAGGCGCUCGUUGAUCGAUGCGAUCGGAUAUCAGGGGAGCUCCACAAGUCAAAUCACACCAUAGCAACUGCAUUUCCGGAGCAAGUUCAACUCUCACUAGAAAAUGACAAUGAUGACGGGUUCCCAAUGGGCAUCACAGGGAUCAAUAUCAGCAGAGGAACUAUCCCAGCUCCAAAGAGGACACAGACACACGUGACGAUUACCUCUCAGAUGAGCAAAGAAAAGGCACAAGAAAAGAUCGAGAGGCUCCAGAAGGAAAUUUUGCUAUUACAGACCGAGAAAGAGUUCUUCAAGAGCUCAUAUGAAUCUUCACUAGAUAAGUACUUGGAUAUUGAACAAAGGGCGACAGAGAUGCAAGAGGAGGUAUGGAGCUUGCAAGAGACUUUUAAUACCAGUGUAGUUAUCGAAGACAAUGAAGCUCGAGCUUUGAUGGCUGCACGAGCCCUUAUUUCCUGUGAGGAUACACUGAUUAACUUGCAAGAUCAACAAAAGAGAUCAUCUCAAGAGGCAAAAAUAGAGUUCCAACGAGUCAUAGAUGCAAAAAAGAAGCUAAAAGAUUUCAAGAGUGAGUGUGGGCAUCCUAAUAAUCAAAAGGAGCUAAGUGAUGAGCAAUAUGUAGUGAUCAGCUCCACACAUCCACCUAUAGAGAAUAAUGUCUCCAUCCUGCAAGACCAUAGGCUCCAGCCGCAAGAAUUGAGCCAAAAGAUCAAACUGCAGUUUGAGUCAUGCUCAGAGGCAUCUGUAGUGCAUCUAGCAGGAAUUGUUGAUGGAUUCGUGGAUAAGGUGAUCGCAAUAGAAAUUGCAGCUACAUCACAAAAUGCUAAAAUCAAUAGAAUGAAAGCUGAGGCAGAUGAACUACACAAGCAUCUAAAUAGUUUGGAGGAAGAGAAGGUUGGUUUAGUUGGAGAUUCCAGCAAGUUGCCCGAGAGGUUGAGGCAAGUUGAGAAAGUGCUACAAAUAAUUCAGCGGUUUGAGAAGUCUGUGCACAUUGAAAAUGGAAAUAUUCACAGUCAAUUAACUGAAGCAUGCAAUGGUCUUACUGAUUUUGUGGAGAAGGUGGAUGCUCCUUUGAGCGAAGAAACAAUAGAUUCAUCUGAAGGGUCUAAAGGAAUUGCUUCCGAAGAAGAUCCAGAUAAGCCUGGCACACUCUCUAAUCCAUUUCAAGCCAAUUUAGGCACUGCAGGUAAAUCAAUGGAUGAAGACUCAUUGGAUUCAUUUGAUAUCUCUAGUGAGGCACAGGAAGACGAGGCAGAUGGCACCUCAGGGCGGCGGCAAGUAGUUUUGGAUGGGUUAGAGGGUAAGGAUAAAAUCCUCUUAAAAGAUUAUGCAUCCAUCCUUCAGAACUAUAGAGACACAAAGAAGCAGCUUUCUGAGAUAGAGAGGAAAAAUCGAGAAUAUCAUCUUGAGGCUAUGUCAGAAAUGAGAGAGUUAAAGAGUGCCAACAUAACAAAAGAUGAUGAGAUUCAUUCUCUUAAACGAAUGUUGAGCUCUUUACAGUCCAAGAUCAGCACCAAUCCAAUUCAGUGUGUUGAGAAGUCUGAAGAAUCAUCCAAAGAAAACAAGGAUCCUUGUCUAGAAGAGAAAGAGAUUGGUGAGAUAGAAGAAUACAUGAAGAAUUGCCAAAAUGAAGAACCACAUGUUUCUUCAUUAGAGAAGAAAUUCGGAGAAGAAAUUAGCAAAGUAUUAGAGGAAAGCUUGGACUUCUGGUUGAGGUUCAGUACAUCAUAUCGUUAUAUCCAGAAAUUCCAAAAGACAUUUGAUAAAGCGAAAGCUGAGCUGGAUAGACUUACUGAUGCAAAAGUUCAGGAGGGCUUAGACACUGGUUCUGCUGGUCAGUCUGUUAGAAAACAAGACUCGGUUGUCCUUGAAAAGAAACUUCGUGACUUGAGUACUGAUCUACAAGUUUGGUUGGAAAAUAAUGUUCUGUUACAGGGGGAGCUUGAGAGUAGAUUUUCAUUGUUGUGCAGCAUACAAGAGGAGAUAUCUAAGGUCACAACAUUAGAUCAAACCGAUAAAGCUCACUUCACUCCUUUCCAGGCUGCAAAGUUCCAAGGCGAGGUCAGUAAUAUGAAACAAGAGAAUAACAAGGUCACCAAAGAGCUACAGGCUGGGCUUGACCAUGUAAGGGGCCUCCAAGUGGAAAUUGGGAGGGCUGUUUUGAAGCUCAGAGACAAUAUUGAACUAUCCAUUGGGAGAAGCAACCGAGCACAGAAGAACUUUAGAUCUCUAUCAAAGGCCAGAGUACCUCUACGAAAUUUCUUAUUUGGUUCGAAACCGAAAAAGGGAUCGUUAUUUUCAUGUAUGCCUGUGAUGCCAAAACCGGUUUCUGACAUGAGGCAAGGCCCUUGAAGAUAAGACUAGGUAGAGUGAUAGAUAUUUUUUGUUUGGUAUGAGUGGUUCUAUGUAAACUUGUUAGUUUUGAUUGAAUGUUUAGUGUGUAUAGGUUUUAAACCGGAAAGGAUCAUGUGACCAACAUGGUUUUCUCAUUGAUUUGUCCAGUGUUGUGUAGUAUGUAGUCCUGUACAUCCUUACUCUCAAAAUACUAGAAGAAUAUGACAUGCAAAUGUAUAACGCCACACUCAUUCAUUCCACUACUGUGACUUUUGGGUGGGAUAGUGUUGUAAUGUGUUCAGUUGAAAACAUGAGUUGUUAAAUCGUAA
Zea mays is the source of this 3100-nucleotide messenger RNA. Its product is annotated as protein NETWORKED 2A. The record is from RefSeq and is a predicted model, not a curated record. NCBI's taxonomy places the organism in Eukaryota, Viridiplantae, Streptophyta, Magnoliopsida, Poales, Poaceae. Gene Ontology annotation, molecular function: actin binding. The coding region runs from base 213 to 2789 and encodes 858 amino acids. The transcript has 2 exons.